GUAUGACAAAAUAAAUUGGAGUAACCCAGAUUACGGCAGAAUUCGCAAUGGAGUAUAUCGGAAUACGUCAGAGUUGCAGAAGAUUCAGUUCACGUGAUUGAGAUAGAUCGCAGUUAGCCAGGAUAGGCUGGAGGUAAGCGCACCCUAGAGGAGGCCUGAUCAUGACACGUAGCCUCUUCCGAGGGCGAGAAUCGAAUAGUGACUCCUGGGGGGUGCGCGCGCGUUGUCGCGCGAUAUCGGUGGCUGCGCGUUGAUACGACGCGCGGUCUCGCUGCGCCGACAGAGCAGCAUUACGGUCGCGUUACUCUCGCGACACGGAAGACCGAGUGGAGAAUACAUCCUGAUAUUCUUGACGCGCGCGCCAACCAUCUAGGCGAGGAAGCGCGCAGCCGAGAGAUCCGAGCGAGCGUCAAGCUCGAUCUUCGUCCUCGCAUCGACGUGGCACAGUCUGUCGCUUCUUGCCGUUAUCAUCACUUCUGCUGCGAGCAGCCAGAAUUAAUUCGUGAACGAAUUGAAUAAUAUCGGAGGGAGACGAGAAUCUGUCCGGCUUUUCAGCAAGCAUCAUCGAAAGUGUCAUCACGUGUGAAUACGAGCUGGUUCUGGAAGCAAUCUGUUCCACGUCAUCAAUCAAAAUUCUGAAGAGCAAUCUUCUUCCGUGAUAACGUGUCACGAUCGACUCUGAGAUUUCCUAGGUCGUCGACCUGUGGUCUUCCUGCCUCUCGUCCUGCGCGAGUGUCGCGUAGCGUUUCACCGGGCAAAGUGUAGUUCUGUGUCGUGAUUCUUUAUCAUCUUUAAUCCCCCCGAGAAUAUCUCAGGUGUGAGUCUUCCGUUUGUGAUCAUUCUAUCGGCGUCGAUAAGUCACUUUAUUGGUCCACGCGACCAGCUGCUACCGUCUUUCUCUCUCUCUCAUUGUCUCUCUCUCUCUCUCUCUCUUUCUCUCUCUUACGUCACUCCAAUCGCAGCAUGGGGGACCAGGAGCAACAGGAAACGAUGCCAAGCGUGGUAGAGUUGAACGUGGGCGGCGUCUUCUACACCACUGCUUUGACUACACUGACUCGCGAGAGCGAUUCGCACCUGGCGGCACUCUUCACUGGCAAAUUCACCGUGGAAAAAGACGCCAAAGGCAAAUAUUUUCUGGAUCGCGACGGCGUACUCUUCCGUUAUGUAUUGGACUUUUUGCGCAAUCAGGCACUCGUUUUACCCGAGGGCUUUCGUGAACGUGAGAGACUCAAACAGGAGGCGAAUUUCUAUGGUCUACCUGGUUUAGAGAAGGCAAUUUUGGAGAAUACAGAUUCCGGCGGACAAAUUGGCAGCGCAAUUAGCAAACGCGCACCAGGAUACAUCACCAUCGGCUAUCGGGGCAGCUUUGCCUUUGGCCGCGAGGGUCUGGCCGACGUCAAGUUUCGCAAGCUCUCGAGGAUCCUCGUGUGCGGCCGCGUGGCGCUCUGCCGGGACGUUUUUGGCGAAACGUUGAACGAAAGUCGCGAUCCUGAUCAUGGCAUGUCCGAUCGCUACACAUCACGCUUUUUCCUGAAACACAGCGUCAUCGAACAGGCCUUCGACAUGCUGCAAGAGCAGGGCUUUAGACUAGCGGGCAGCUGCGGCUCCGGCACCGCCGGGAGCAACUCCGAGCAACUGAAACCUGGAGUGGAUUCUGAAGAGAAUCGUUGGAAUCAUUACAAUGAGUUUGUCUUCGUGCGCGAUUAAAGAGUUUCGCAAGCGAGUACUUUGGCUAAACAUCGUUGACGGCUCUUAUUUUGCAAAAAUACGAGGCUGCGAUCGCAGCUGAUGCGAAAAAGGACUUCUUCAGUUAUUCGAAACAGUUCAGACAGAAGUGGAAACAUUUGCGAAAACACGUGUGUCUAACAUGCGAGCGAAUAACACAAUACGGAACUCUCGUUUAUAGCAUGCUUUAUGAUAUAUAAUGAAGUUGAUAUACAAUAUCAAGUUUAACACAGGAGUUCGUACGAAAGCGUCGGACAAUCGUAUUUCGUGAAGUUCGUAAUUAAUUUUGUCUUGUAAGAAAAUUUCUCAGUCAUUGUUACUAUUAAUCAACUUUGACAAUUAAAAGGAAUUUGGAAUACUGUGACAUUCGAGAAUACUAACAUCGUCUUCUGAAAUAUUAUCUCUUAAAAUGUUUUUCUCACUUUAAUCAAUUCUUUUAUCGAAUAAAGAAAAAUAGAUAAGACAUGACGAAGAUAGAUAUCCGAAAACUGUCGUCUUUCGAUAGAACCCUCGUUUAAAACAUUGACAGCGCUGAAGUAACGAGAAAUUGGAUUUCUAUAUUAAAGAGAAUUAUGAACUUGUCGAACGUGACCAUGUCGGGAAUCUACGAAUUUCGUCGAACUUGAAUCAAAAUGCAACCUAGAGAAUUAUGAACGACAAGUUAAUGUCGAGCGUCGAACUUAAAAUUUAGUCAAUGUCGAACAUAACAAUUUGGGAACAUAAUGUUGAAAUCAAAGAUAUUUCGUUAAUUCAUGAUCGUAUGUUUUUUAUGUGUAAUUAAUUAUUCAACUGUAAAUGAGUUUGAUUCACAAUACAAAUAGAAUCGAAGACUUUUUUGAAUACGAUGUAAGAUCUUCCGUAAUUGGAAAACGUACCGACGGCAAUAACAAAAUUGCCAUUUCUGACAAAAAUCCGAUGUGCUUCUAUCCAGGGCUGUUGCGAAAGAGAGACGUUUAUUAAAAAGUAGUCUCGCGUAAAUCCACGAGAUGAAAGACGCCAAUAUUGGGCGUUUUUUUAUUGUCGGAGGAUGCGAAGUAAGACGGUGAAUGAAAUGUGCACAAUAAAAA
Messenger RNA from Acromyrmex echinatior (Panamanian leafcutter ant), 2792 nucleotides. RefSeq names its product BTB/POZ domain-containing protein Ktl (gene Ktl). Lineage: Eukaryota; Metazoa; Arthropoda; Insecta; Hymenoptera; Formicidae. Gene Ontology annotation, molecular function: protein binding. The record is from RefSeq and is a predicted model, not a curated record. Gene Ontology annotation, biological process: protein homooligomerization.